This is a messenger RNA of Lotus japonicus, 1861 nucleotides long. RefSeq names its product chaperone protein dnaJ 16. Lineage: Eukaryota; Viridiplantae; Streptophyta; Magnoliopsida; Fabales; Fabaceae. The record is from RefSeq and is a predicted model, not a curated record. The transcript has 12 exons. The coding region runs from base 279 to 1508 and encodes 409 amino acids.
AAUUUCCCUUCCGUUUUAUCGUUCUCUUCUUCUUGUUUCUCUCUCUCUCUCUCUCUCUCUCUCUCUACACCGAAGCUCAGCUUCUUCCACCUUGGAUGGAGUUUCUGGAUCUCACCGCCACAACCACCACCGCAACUGCCCAAUGCUCCUCCUCCUCCAACCUCCCACCUCCCCUUUGAUCAAACCCCCCUUCCAUUCCGUUUCUUGCCGGGGUGAAUUUUAAUCAUUCUCUCGGGUGGAAGCUCAGUUCUAGGGUUUCUUAACGACGGCGUUUUAAGAUGCCGGGGCCUCGCUCGAAGUCGGAGAAGAAGCAUGACGCUGAUAACCAGCUCCGGCGGGACCCAUACGAGGUCCUCGGCGUCUCCCGGAGCUCCACCGAUCAGGAAAUCAAGACCGCUUACCGCAAAAUGGCACUCAAAUACCAUCCUGACAAGAAUGCUAAUGAUCCUAAAGCAGCUGAUAUGUUUAAAGAGGUUACCUUUUCAUAUAAUAUCUUGUCAGAUCCAGAUAAACGGCGUCAGUAUGACUCAGCUGGCUUUGAGGCUGUUGAAUCAGAAAACCAAGAGUUGGAGUUGGAUCUUUCAAGUUUGGGUGCUGUCAAUACAAUGUUUGCAGCACUUUUUAGCAAACUGGGUGUGCCAAUUAAGACAACAGUAUCUGCAACUGUUCUUGAAGAGGCACUCAAUGGUUCAGUGACCAUUCGUCCACUUCCAUUGGGACAAUUUAUAUCUAAAAGGGUUGAGAAACAAUGUGCACACUUCUAUUCAGUUACAAUAACAGAAGAGGAAGCCCGAGCUGGAUUUGUUUGUCGAGUGCAAUCAUCAGAGAAAAGCAAGUUCAAGUUAUUAUAUUUUGAUCGGGAAGACAAAGGUGGCUUAAGUCUUGCACUCCAGGAAGACUGUGCUAAAACAGGGAAGGUUACCUCUGCUGGAAUGUAUUUUCUUGGGUUUACUGUUUAUCGGUUGGAUCAGACAAUGAACUCUAUAGCUGCUGCCAAGGAUCCAGAUACAUCAUUUUUCAGAAAGCUGGAUGGGUUCCAGCCAUGUGAAUUGACAGAAUUGAAGGCCGGUACCCAUGUGUUUGCCGUUUAUGGUGACAACUUUUUCAAAAGUGCAAAUUAUACAAUAGAAGCCCUGUGUGCUGCACCGUUUCGUGAAGAAAAAGAAAAUUUAAGAACCAUUGAAGCUCAAAUUUUGUCUAAAAGGGCAGAAAUAUCGAAGUUUGAGGCCGAAUAUCGCGAGGUUCUGGCACAAUUCACGGAGAUGACAAGUAGAUAUGCACAUGAAAUGCAAGCAAUUGAUGAGCUAUUGAAACAAAGAAAUGAAAUACAUGCAUCAUACACUGUUGCUCCUUUAAAACGAAGUACGAGUAAGAGCAGACCCAAACGUUCUUCGAAGGAGGCAAAUGAAGAUGGCCAAGCAAGGGAGAAGAGGAGCUCAAGAGAUCGAUCAAAGAAGAAGAAGUGGUAUAACCUCCACUUAAGAGUUGAUAAGAGAAAGGCUUGCUAAGCAGUUUUACAAGCUAAGGGGAAGGCUCUGCCUGAAGCAACAACCAAAUGUUGUUGGAAGGUUUCAUUUAUGUUGGUCACACAAGCAUGUCAAGGAUGACAACUCCUCAUUGUUUUUGUAUAAUCCCCCUACCCCCUUUCCUUAUACUUUGUCUCUAAGUGCCUCAUGUUCAGAAUUCGUCCUUGUAAAUUAUUUUAUUUAUUGAUGAAGCGCAAUCAAAUCUCUGGGCUGGUAAUUUUGUUUAGAUGCCGUUGCAAAGCAGUGGAAGAUAGAGUCAGGUGAUUUAUUGUUCAUUAGUAACUCCAAAUUUCACAUAACUGGAAUCAGGCAAAAUUUAAAAUUCUUGCUCUCUA